Molecule: messenger RNA, 798 nt
Organism: Plasmodium gallinaceum
Lineage: Eukaryota; Apicomplexa; Aconoidasida; Haemosporida; Plasmodiidae
Product: conserved Plasmodium protein, unknown function
Exons: 11
Coding region: 1-798 (265 amino acids)
Source: RefSeq, a predicted model, not a curated record
AUGAACUCAUUAGUGGAAUAUAAAAGAAUAAAACAAGCCGUUUUUAAUAAAAAUAACUUAAAUCUUAAAAGAGAAAUUUUAAAAAGUGAAGAAAAAGAAUACAAAAAUAAAGGACAUAUAAAAAAUAAAUCUAAUAAAACUAGUGAAAACAAAACAUGUGAAAUCAGUAAUGAAGAGAAUAAAAUUCAAAUAAAAAAAAAUUAUACUUCAAUAAACGAAGAUCUAGAUAUUUUUCACAUUUUUCAAAAUGAUAUUAAAAAUGAUAAAAGAUCGAUAAAAUAUGAAUAUUGUUAUAUAUGUGAAUGUGCAAAACCAUGUCACUGCAAGGAAGAAAAUUAUCAAUAUGAAGAGGAUAUAUCAAAUUGUUAUAAAGAAAAAACUAUGUCAAAUAUUCAUUCAAACUUUAAAGUUAUAUCAAAUUUAAUGGAAAAAAUUCAAGAAAAUAAGAAAAAAAAAGAUACUAAAAAUAAUAAGAUCCUAAAAAAUACAACAAAAAAGGACGAAUGCAUUCAAAAAAAAAAUAAUAAAAAAGAAAUAAAAGGAAAUUUGGGAAAUUAUGAAAAAUUUUAUCUUGAGAAAAUUAAAAUUACCAAACUUAAAUUAGAUAAUUUGAGAAAUGGAGAAAAUGGAGAUGAGGAAUUAGUUAAAGGAAAGGAUAUUGAAAAGAAAAUGAUUUUUAAUAAUCAGAAUAACAUUGAAGAAAGAUUAGCUGCACUAAAGGAUAUAGAAAAGAAGCAUUUACAAUUGUUAUUAGACUUAUUCGAAGAAUAUGUAGAUAUAGAAGAAAAGAUAUUUUAA